AUGAAGUGGAACAUUGGUACCACCGCUUCGUCCUCCUCCUCGACCCCCCUCCUCCCGGCUAACCAUCCCGCCUUCCUCUCAACCUCCCGGUCAGGUGGCACCCCACCUGCCGGAUGCCCCAUGCACAACUCCCCACCCGCCAUCACACCCGCCACUCCCUCCCCCUCGAUCCCGCGAGCCAAAGCCGCCGAGUGCCCUAUACCGCACGACCAGCGUGCCUUGCACCCCCUAAACCGGAUUCCGCUCGGUCUGUCAGCGACGGAAAAGGCGCCGGGGCAGGUCCUGGACUUGCCUACUGAGCGGGAGGUCUCGUCCAUCCCCCGCCCGCAGCAUGUAGGGGACGGGGAGGACCUAUUGCCAGAGGAUAGGCAUGAUGGGAAGUGGGAGUACCCGUCGCCGCAGCAAUUCUACAAUGCAUUGGUCAGGAAGGGAUGGGAGACGCCAGAAGAGAGUAUAGAGAUGGUGGUGGCGAUCCACAACUUUUUGAAUGAGCGGGCAUGGGAGGAGGUCAUGGCCUGGGAGAAGCGUUUACCUGGAGGUGAACAUGCACAAUUGGCACGGUUCGAGGGGAAACCAGGCGACCUCUCGCCAAAAGCACGGAUGCACCUCUGGGCGGGCAAAGUCUUCCCCUCCAUGUUCAACACGGAGCCCCCCUUUGACAGGCACGACUGGAUCGUCACCCGGCCAGAUCCAAACGGGACUGCCGAGCCACCAUCGGCGCCAUCACCGUUCGCAGCGGCGACGCGGACAUCGACGACACGCUAUGUCAUUGACUACUAUGAUGCAGGGAAGGACGAGGACGGGAUGCCGGUGUUCUCGUUGGAUGUGCGGCCGGCGCUGGAUAGCUUCCAGAGCGUGUCGGAGAGGGUCAAAGUGGGCGUGGAGGAGUGGAUGCGGGGACAGAGCGGGACGGCAUGA
This is a messenger RNA of Dioszegia hungarica, 918 nucleotides long. Its product is annotated as putative pyruvate carboxylase isoform. Gene Ontology annotation, biological process: cytochrome c-heme linkage. The transcript is spliced from 3 exons. Gene Ontology annotation, molecular function: holocytochrome-c synthase activity. Bases 1 to 918 code for a protein of 305 amino acids. Gene Ontology annotation, cellular component: mitochondrion. The record is from RefSeq and is a predicted model, not a curated record. NCBI's taxonomy places the organism in Eukaryota, Fungi, Basidiomycota, Tremellomycetes, Tremellales, Bulleribasidiaceae.